Molecule: messenger RNA, 2526 nt
Organism: Penicillium brevicompactum
Lineage: Eukaryota; Fungi; Ascomycota; Eurotiomycetes; Eurotiales; Aspergillaceae
Gene: lreA
Exons: 4
Coding region: 1-2526 (841 amino acids)
Biological process (GO): regulation of DNA-templated transcription
Cellular component (GO): nucleus
Molecular function (GO): sequence-specific DNA binding; protein binding; zinc ion binding
Source: RefSeq, a predicted model, not a curated record
AUGGCAUCUAACUCCUUCAACCUCGAAUAUGAUGAUGAACAUCCGAACCUGCCAGACCCGAAUUACUUGCCGUUCCCAGGCCAGGUGGGCAAUUAUGCCUUCGGGGCCAUGCUCCCCCAGGACUCGGACCUCCCACCACAGAAUUUCGACCGCUCCCAACCCGCCAACCUGGAAGGCCGCAUGUCAAACGUGAUGCUCGCCUACGAGGGGGCCGCGGUCUCCAUGCCCAUGACCCUGGAUCCCGCCAACGCCUUCGCCUACGAUGCGCCCGCCUACCCGCCCACCACCAUGGGGAUGCCCCAGUACCAGCCCUCAUACCCGGCCUACCAACAGCCCAUGCCCGGUUAUCCACAGCCCCCUCCCGGUCGGAGGGAGCAACAUGAUACCAGCACCGACUCCACCGCCAACUUUGAGGAUUCCGAUGUCUCAGGCCGGAAUAGCGACCGGUCGCAGGUGCCCGGGCGGGCUCCGCGGCGGCUGGAGAGACCCCAGCUCGGCCCCAAGCCCCCUCACCCGGUGGCCAUCCAGCCCAAAAAGCCUGCUCCCGCGCAAGAGGAUAUCUCGCCCGGGCUGGAGAAGCCUGAAAUUGGUAAGACCGAGCACACCGGUAUCUACUCGAGCAGUGGGUUUGAUGUGCUAGGUGCGCUGGGUCGCGUGGCGAUGAGGCCGAAUCCCAAAAUCAACAUCGGCGCAGUUGAUCUUUCCUGUGCCUUUGUCAUGUGUGAUAUUCAACGCGAAGAUCAACCGAUUAUCUAUGUCUCCGAGGCCUUUGAGCGGCUAACAGGUUACACCAAAGAUGAGAUCGUUGGUCGCAACUGUCGCUUUCUGCAGGGACCAGAUGGCAAGAUCAGUGCCGGCGCAAAGCGUACUUUCGUGGACGGCCAGACGGUCCACCGGCUGCGAUCGACUAUCGAUGAUCGCAACGAGAUUCAAGCCAGCAUCAUUAACUAUCGCAAGGGUGGUCAACCCUUUAUGAAUCUCAUCACCAUGAUCCCCAUCCAGUGGGACGCGGGGGAGUAUCGGUUCUAUGUCGGCUUCCAGGUAGAUUUGGUUGAAAAACCUGACGCCGUGAGCAGGAGGAAUCCUGACGGCACCUACAGCGUGAAUUACCAGCGGGAUCAGUUGCCUCAGUAUGUGGUCCCGCCGGAUGUCUACUCCUCACGGCCAGACCUCAUGGCACGCUAUGGCCAUGACGAAGUAACUGCCAUUCUCAAUGCCGCGAGUGCCUCGGGCAAUGAGGUGAACCGCCACUAUCUGGAUCGCAUCCUCGUUGAUAACACCGACGAUGUGAUCCACGUGCUCUCGUUCAACGGUGAGUUCUUGUACCUUUCGCCUUCCUGCUCCCGGGUUCUGGAAUAUGAGCCGGUCGAGCUCGUGGGCAAGACACUGUCCACCAUCUGUCAUCCCAGUGAUAUUGGUCCUGUGAUACGUGAUCUGCGAGCGAGUACAACCACUGCUCCAGUGAGUGUUGUGUAUCGCAUCAGGCAAAAGUACAAGGGUUACAUGUGGUUCGAGAGUCACGGCGCCUGGCACAUUGACCCCAACCAGGGACGAAAGCAUCUGGUGAUGACGGGCCGCCCACGGCCCGUCUACGCACUUGACCAGAUUGCCCGUCUGGGGUCGUCUGCCGCGCUGGCAGAGAAUGACGUCUGGGCCAAGGUUUCCCUGUCCGGUGUGAUCUUGUUCAUCACUACCAAGGUGAAGCCAGUGCUUGGCCGCACGCCCGAUGAUCUCAUUGGAAAGGGCAUGCAAGAAAUCAUGGAGCCGGAGUCUGGCGGCCCUGCCACGAUCACAAAAGCCCUGGAGGCAGCAUCCCGUGGCCAGGGAGCUGGCUUGGCCACCGUCAGCACGGAUAACGCAUCCAGAGACGAAGCUCCUUCGUUCAAACAUCAGAUGCGACAUAAGAAGGGCCAUGCCCUCUCAGCCCACACAACCAUAUAUACCGGCGACGCUCGCGAAGGUUCCAAACCUACCUUCCUCGUCGCCCAGAUCCGCUUUGCUCGCUCAUUCCCACCUUCCUCCACCGCCAUUUCAGCCGCCGCGGACGACAACCUCGCCACUCUUCCGGGUUCUGCCCGCAACGCGACCCUCACGGUCGACGACCCCCUUCCACCCCGUCAGUACGGCGCUCUCGGUCAGCGCAUCCCCGACUUAUCUUCUCUCAUUGGCCUGAACGGUCUCCCUACCGGCAACCGCAGCAUCUCCCCCAAUGCAGAUCCGGCCACUUUCUUCACAGAGCUCAAUCCCACCCGUGGAUCUAGCUGGCAAAUCGAGCUACGCGAGCUGGAGAAGCAAAAUCGCACGCUAUCUGAUGAACUCCAGCGCUUGCUGGCGCGUCGAAAGAAGCGCAAGCGCAAGCAGACUGCCAUCUCUGUCGAGAAGGCCUGCGCCAUGUGUAAGACCAAAAGUACACCCGAGUGGCGCCGCGGACCCAGUGGAAACCGUGAUCUCUGUAACAGCUGCGGAUUACGCUGGGCCAAGCAAGUCCGCGGUCAAGCGCAGGCGCAGGCGCAAGCGAUCGCUUAA